This is a messenger RNA of Austrofundulus limnaeus, 2300 nucleotides long. RefSeq names its product family with sequence similarity 117 member Aa (gene fam117aa). NCBI's taxonomy places the organism in Eukaryota, Metazoa, Chordata, Actinopteri, Cyprinodontiformes, Rivulidae. The record is from RefSeq and is a predicted model, not a curated record. The transcript has 8 exons. Bases 309 to 1601 code for a protein of 430 amino acids.
CAGUGUGGACGGAUGGAUGUCUGGACCAAUCAGCGUUCAGAAGGAUCCGGCAGCAACCAAUCAGAUCAGCCUCUUUUACAAACACGCUGCACGAGACAGUUGCGCAGCUUGGACUGUUGUCAGUGCAGACGGGGAGAAAAGUAAGAAACUAACGCCAAAAAAAACUAAAAACGUAGAAAGAAAUGUGAUUUUUUUUUUUAUUCUUGAAGCUCAUUCAGUUUGUUUGAAAGCUGUGAGUCGAGAACAGUCAGAAAAGAGGCGACAUGAAACCCGUUCGCGGGUUCGGAUCAUCGCUCCGGAGGGACUGAAUGAUUGUGGUCGGACAGGCUGAGCUGACGGACAGCGACGGGAUGCGAACCCAAAGCCCGCAGAGAGACGUGGGGAUGUCGGGCAGGAGCGGAGCUGCAGGAGCCCCCCGGGGCUGCAGCAACCCCAGUCUGCAGCCCCUCAGAGCCACGGUCCCGUACCAGCUUCACAGGGGCUCAGGUCCGGUCUGCAGGGAGCUCAGGACGGCGGACAGAACAGCAGCUCGCCCACCUAGACCCACCAUCCGUAGGACCCUGUCCUUGGACACGAUCGUGGGACCCUACCUGCAGGGUCAGUGGCCCAAAGAGACGGAGGGCGCCACGGCUGCAUGCGGCAACGACAAAGCCACGCAGACGCCCAGUUCCUGGACAGAGGAGACCCGUGGACGCAGAAGUGUCGGUGGCCACAAGCGCUCGGCGUCUUGGGGCAGUGCAGAGCACAUGAAGGAGGUGGCCAAGCUGAGGCACCAGCUGCAGAAACGUUCUCGAAACGCUCCUCCCUCAACAGGAAGUGAGGCCCACCACCACCACCCGCCAGCAGGACACGCAGCCGGCAUCACACAGACGUUACCCAUGAUGCCUCUGAACAGACUGGCCCCGAGGCUACGACGGAGRGUUGAGGGUCUCAGUUUGGAGCUGGAGGAAGUGUUUGUGUCUGAGAAACCAGACGAUCAGCACGAGAUUUUAGACAUCCCAGACGGCCGCAGGGCUCCCGUCCCCCUUCAGAGGUGCAGCAGUGGCUCUCAGAGCGAGCCCUCACCGGGACCCUUGGACCCUUCUCUCCUCUCUCCCUCUCAGUCUCCUUGCCCUCUCGACUCGUCGCUCGCGUCUCCUUCGAGUUCCCCUCUUCCUCUGAGUUCGUCGCUCCUGUCUCCCUCUCAGUCGCCCUGUCCCAUGGGAGAGGCAGAACUCGUGGACUGCGAGACUUUGUGCCGGUCUCCAACAACGUCCCUCCCGUCAUUUGCGCUGGAACUUCCUCUGAUGCAGCCCUGCUCGUCCUCCCCUCGUCCCAACAAAACCUUCUCCUUCCAGCGCGAGCCGCCAGAAGGCUGCGAGCGCAUCCAGGUCUGCGAGGAAACCAUGUCUGCGUGUCAGGAUGAACAUCCCCUGCAGCCGUCCUGCCCAGACCCAAAUAAGGUCAACUUUACCCCACAUGGAGGCUCUGCUUUCUGCCCCGUCAGCCUCCUGAAACCUCUGCUGCCCUCCAUGGACCUCCUCUUCCGGGGCCUGUCAGUGUCGCCCGUCACCGGCUGCUCCGAUCAGGCCUCUCCUUCCAGGCACCUGGGCAUGCAGUAGGUUGAUGUCAGAGCCGUGCUGCCAGGACCUGCAAGACUUGGGAUAUUUUUUUUUCUAUAAAAUGACAAUGAACAGUGCCUGUGAUAACAGYUGUCUCUGGGUUAAAAUCUGUCUUCAGGAUGAUUUGAUGCAACUCAUUUAAACUUCAUCAGCACUUAUUCUGUGCCACUGUCCCCCAGUAUGAGUCAUAGACUGAAGAAUACAGAAAGUGUUGGAAUAACUAAGUUGACUUUUUUGUAACAAAGACACCAUUGUUGUAGCUUUAUACAAGUCAUCAGUCUGACAAAAAGUGCUAUCAUUAUCAAUCAGAUUUAGCCUAAUGUUAGAGGCUUAAGACAUUAGAAAAAUAAAGUUAAUGUUAUAUUUCUUUUUAAAUCUGUUCAUUGAAAAGUUAUAUUUUGGCAACUAGUUUGUGGUACUCAAAUUUCCUACAAAUGUUAGGCAGAUAUUUAUUUUUGUAAUAUUGUAUGGAGUUGCUGUUAUAUUUCCAAAACAAGCAAUCUUUUGGGUUGCAGUAAAGCUUUACUUGCAUAUAAUAACAAUGACAACUAAGCUGUUUUCUAAAUUUUUACGUGGGUCACUCCAGUAAUUAUUAUUAUUUGUGUGUGUGUGUGUGUGUGUGUUUUACACUCUGGUUCAGAUUACAAAGUGUUACUCAAAUCUGUUUUUGUUAUCAUUAAAAAUGCAUAGAAUACAAAA